UGAUUUUUAACUUCUUUUCGAUUCAUUAGUAUGGAAUUAACGUAAGCCGGUUUUAAAUCUUCAUUAAUGAAUUUUUGCAAUGGUUUUUCGUAUAGUGACCUGUGAGUUUGUUGUAUUCACGUGUUAUUGAUGCUUCUUCGCUGCUUGAGAUCUCUUGCCCUGAAACAUGUGUUCAACCUUGAAAGUUGUUUUUUUAUUGAUGUGGUAUUGAGUAUCGUAGACCAUGCAUUGUUAUUGUAGCACUCCCUGAAGAAGAAAAUGGACAUUUUCGAAAGUUUGACAUGAUCAAAGAAAAAACUUUAUUGCUGGCCUCUGAUAUUCCAUUCGGCAGCAAUCUCAAGAGUUCUCCAUGUUGAACUUACUUAGUAUAAUGUAGUGUAAGUAGUGUCAGCUGCCACGUCGCAUAUAACCUAGUCAGUCAUUAUCUCCUUCUCUUCUAAUGAGAUACUCUGACAUGGGGAUUUGUCUACACAUUGCAAACAAUAUAUCCAAGAUAUAGUCAAAAUAGCCCAGAUAUAUAGCCAGGCCAUAUAUUGCAAUAUGGUCAUGGCGGUUGGGCUACACAUGCCAUAAUUCUUUCCAGAUAUUGCUAUCUAAAUACUGCUCAUUUACAUGGUCUUCAAAAGUUACCGUUUUAAUAAAUGAAAACCUUCUCGUACACCCUGUAGAACCUCAAUACUAAGGUGUGUUACUCCCUUGCCAGGACAAAAGGAUACCGAAUUUUCCUCUGUCUAGCUUGACGUUAUCGACCAAAACAUUGAGAUUCUAAUUAUAAACUAGCAAUAAAGCGAUGGCAAACUGCCGAGCAUAUCCCGAAAUAUCCCGGUGCUUUCAGUUUAGUUUUUGUCAAGUCUCGAGAUCAGCUGUUCUGUGUUUUUAUCGUGAAAAUGUCUCCGAAACAGCCCGUGCUUCCGCUAAGUUACAUGUGUUUGAAGAUGAUUUCCAAUCAAGUGACCUAUGCCCUGUCCGACGACGAAGGAAAGUAUUACGAGGUGGUGCAGGAGUACCUCGCAGAUGCUACUUACGAGGUGCUUCAAGACCUUUUGAGGAUGAUCUUGAACUGCAUCACAUUGGAUGCCGGCAUCAGGUUCAGUUGUCUGGAGGUACUACUUCGUGAGGACGUGAAAAAGCUAGAUACUGGUAUAUUCCCUUGGUUUUACUACGAAAAAAUCCUGAAGACAUUAAAAGAAAGAGGCAAGAGACUUCAACAGCUGAAUCUGAAAGGUGUGUGGGUGAGAGACUAUCCAGAGGAGCUCACGGACCUCAUCGAGAACCUACCCAAUCUGAGGACACUAAUUAUGCCACAUAUGGCCGGGGAUGAGGUUAUAGAAGCUGUAUGCUCAUUGAAGUAUCUGACUAUUCUGGAUAUAUGCGGAGAGGCGUGUUAUACAGUUGAAGGCAUCCGAAAGCUGAGUAGCGACAGGCUACAAGUACUUGAUAUCGGCAACUUUGGAAAAAGAGACAUAUGUCAAGAAGAAGAUAGCGGACCAGAGCUGGUUGCUCAUAUAAUGAUGAACUGUCCGAAUCUCCGCUCUGUAAAGACGUAUUCCUAUACUGGUAGCUCUUUGCAAAUUAUCUACGAAAAGAAUCCUAGUUACAGAACGAAGUUGAAAUAUAUUCAUGAUACAGGAACGACGCUGAAUUCAAUGGAAGCCAUAACAACCCUCUGCCCCGAUUUAGAAACAGUUCACUUAGAAAGUCCCGACGAUGAAGUUUUAGGAAAGCUGUCAAAGUUACGUAAGCUGCACACGCUGAAACUCGUGAAGUACAGCGCACCAGAGCUGACGGGCUACCUGAGAUGCUCCGGCAGUCAGAUUCAAGUCCUCAAACUAAGCAGAGUGAAGGACGUCUCGCUAGACUUGUCGCUCCUAUGCUCCUUAAUUCCUAAUCUAGUGACGCUUGAGUGCUUCCAGAUGAAGUUAACUUACUCGGACUCCAGCAGCUACUUCAUGAGUUUGCAGAACGUGGAGUUUUUGUACUGUGAUAUGUCGGACGACGUUAUUAGAUUCGUCCUGAUGAAUUCCCCCUUCUUGAAGAGGAUGGUGGUGGGCUGUGUGAUACUUAUGACUGACGGUGAUAUAUUCAGGCUGUGUGCAGAGUGCGACUUUUCCAAUUUGGAGGAGUUGUGGUUCUCUUGCGCGAAAUGGCUGACAGCCACGUCAGUAGAACUUCUCAUGGGCCAUUGUCCCAAUCUCAAGGUGAAAGCUGCGGGUCGAAGAACUCAAGAGACAGAAUUUUUGUAUACUGGAUACUCGCGUACAAGAAAAGAUCUGGAAGAUGCAAGCGCCAUCUAUGAGACAAUUACACGGUACAAAUUGAAUGUAAAGAUCUACUUUGAAAAGAGUUAAAGUGUUUAGUUCUGUUGAUGUCUCAUAGAUGGUGCUGGCUCUUCAAUCUCUCUUUGGGCCUCUCUAAGCUCUAAUUUCAUUGGGAAUUUUCAAGCAGUGAUUAAUUUUUCACCAGCAGACCUCUCUUUUCAAAGUAUAUAUUCAUUCAAUAUAUUCAUUUCUGUGUUCUGCUAAUGGAAAUUACUGCCGGUGUCCUAACUUGAGUACAAAACUGAGUGGGCCAUUUAGAACUAAGCACUAUUUUUUCUCUAUCUCUACUCUAUCCUUUAUUAAAGGUCCACCCUUAAGGCAAUGACAAGAAAACUUUGUGAGUUAUGAAAAUCGCUUUGGUGGCGAUAGCUCUAUCGUCACUGAAAUGGGC
Molecule: messenger RNA, 2709 nt
Organism: Acanthoscelides obtectus
Lineage: Eukaryota; Metazoa; Arthropoda; Insecta; Coleoptera; Chrysomelidae
Source: the annotation of a GenBank genome assembly